Molecule: messenger RNA, 1731 nt
Organism: Ectocarpus siliculosus
Lineage: Eukaryota; Phaeophyceae; Ectocarpales; Ectocarpaceae
Source: the annotation of a GenBank genome assembly
GUCUUGAAUCCGUCCUCUCGCCCUCUUUAUUUCUGUCUCUCUCUGCCACCAUGCCUGCCAAGAACCCCCGCAUCAUUGCCCUCUUCGACGUCGACGGCACCCUCACGGCGGCACGAAAGGAAGUAUUGCCCGACAUGGUCGAGUUCAUCGCCAACUUGCGCAAGGAGAUCACGAUCGGCGUCGUGGGCGGCUCCGACUUGCCCAAGCAGAAGGAACAGCUCGGAGAGACCGUAAUGCAGGACUACGACUACAGCUUCUCCCAGAACGGCCUGGUGGCAUACAAGGCGGGAGAACUCAUCGGAGAGCAGACGAUUUCGAAGCACGUGGGCGAGGAAAACCUCAAGAAGAUCAUCAACUGGGUCUUGAAGUACAUGUCGGGCAUCGACAUCCCUGUGAAGAGGGGCACCUUCAUCGAGUUCCGGACCGGCAUGCUCAACAUCUCCCCGGUGGGCAGGAACUGCAGCCAGGAGGAGCGGGACGCGUUUGAGCAGUACGAUAACGAGCACAAGAUUCGGCAAACGAUGGUAGAUGCCAUGAGGACGGAAUUCGCGGACCUGAACCUGACCUUCUCGAUCGGGGGACAGAUCUCGUUCGACCUUUUCCCUACGGGAUGGGACAAGACGUUCUGCUUGCAGUUCUUGGGCGAGGGCACGACCGAGUACGAUGAGAUCCACUUCUUCGGGGACAAGACUUUCAAGGGCGGGAACGACUUCGAGAUCUUCGAGUCCCCGCGGACGAUCGGGCACACGGUCACGUCCCCGGAGGACACGAUGAAGCAGUGCAAGGAGCUCUUCUUGAAGUCGGCCUAACUAGAGCCACCCACCAGUUUUGCCACACCGCCUACUACAUAGAUAGCUCGUGCAAAACGUUUGGCCAGAGCUCGUGCAAUAAUCUGAAUCGAGUCGAAGCAGAGCGAAGUGAAGAUAUGGAGUGAGCUCGUGAAAUGAAGAGGUUCACUCGAAAAUGUUAAGCCGAGCGGGGGCGAGGCGCAUGCUUCGAGGCGGGGCAGGGGGGGGAGCGGGAGCUGUGUUCCCCGCCCCGCCCUGUGCGCAACUUGACAUUAUUUCGGGGCGUGUUUUCGAUGAGGGGUUUUGUUUGGGUAGGGCCCCUGCUUAUCCAGUGGUUGUGGCGCAGUGCACGCGGCACUAUGAUUGUUCGGGGUUCUAGUCGACGGUAUGGUAUUCCGCACUCGGUGGUUUGGUAUUCCGCACUCGGUGGUUUGGUAUUCCGCACUACUGUAAAACUCCUCCUGUAAGAUUAAAUUGCGUCGAAUCUCCAGUUCAUCCAGCGUACGUAACAAACAUGUUGUCACCGGGGGUGCGGUAACUUUCGUCACAACGUUGCUGCUGCUGCUGCUGCUACUGCUGCUGCUGCGGCAUGGCCAGCCGCCCGACACGCAGAGGGUUGUUGCACAUCGAGUAGCAGCCGCAGCUUGUUCGAUUGUGGUUGCGCUGACAAGUUCUUCUCGCGUGUCAUCAGAGCCCCGGCGACCCCUCGGGGUUGCCUAGCGUGGGUGGUACUUGGAGGUAUUCAUGUCGUGGUGCUUGAGCAUGAUUUACUUGCCGCGGUGAUAAAGAUGGUCGGAGUACUGAUAGACGGUAGAUGAUGUGCUGUCGGAGUUGCACCGCAUGUUGUUGGAGCCACCGGGUGCAGCAGCGUGUGAUUUUUGAGUUUGGCAUGGGUCUUCAUUUAUGCGCAGGGCGGAGAGAAAACUUGAAGGAGGAAGACAGC